CGACCUCCAUGCUUGGAAAAAAAAUUGGAAAAAGGCUUGAAAUUUCUCCUUUUUUCUUGUUCAAUCACCAGAUUUAGGACCUAGAAAUCCCUUUAAAGCCAUAAAUAUUUCAGAUCUGCAGCUUCUCUUCCUCCCCUGUCCGCCGGCUGCUAUGUGGGUGUGUGAUUUCUGGGCAUUUUUCCGCCCGAACAAAAAAAAAAAAGGGGAACCCGGCACCUCCCUUGAGAAAACCGGUGAGAAAGCUUGGAUUUCUCCUUCUUUUCUUGCUCUAAAACACAUCUAGAACCCAGAAUUUCUCCCCCCUGCAGAGAAGAAUCCGGAUCUGCUUUGCUUUGUCCGACCGGUUGCUGCUCUUGCCGGUUUGUGGGUGCAAAUUCUGGGCAUUUUUGGAUCCCCCUAAAUUCCCUUGCACUGCCGUCGGCUUCUCCCCCCCUGCUAGGUCCGGUUUGCAGCUGGAAAUUUUGGAAGUGAAACCGAGGACGAGGAAACUACAGGAAGUGACGAGUUAGAAGGCUAGCCACUGCGAGAUUGAUAUAGAAUUUAGGAAUAAAUCAUGCUUUUGUAUGAUAGAUUUUACCUUGAGAUCAGAGCUUAAGUGUUGGACACAAAAUUAAUGUGAAAUAUUUGAUUUAAGUUAUUAGAUUGUCAGAUGUGAAUUGGAUAAGUUCUGAGCCUUGUGCAUUUGUGAGAUCUUCUCACGAGUGCACGAUGUCUGCCACGUCUCGGAUUUGGGUUAUGGGGCGUGACAACUACGAAGCUGCUCAAAUAUUUGGCACCGUCUAUGAGAACUCGAAUAAGAAGUUGUGUAGUUUAACAGGCAGAAAGACAAAAUGGUCCGUACCUUUACUGGAAAUCGCCCUCCAAGAAAUGAAAUGGAUGAACAGAAAGACACUCAGCUAUCUGAGCUCGGCCUUAAUGACUUUAGACCAAUGCCGAGAAACCUUUUCGUUAGGGGAGCAGAACAGGAUCAAUUAAGUGGAACAGAUGAUGAUGAAAGAACACCAAUUGGGUCAACGAAGCCUGCUCGUACAACUGAGCUUGAAGAGAGAACCAGAGUUCUCGAGAUGGAAAUGGGCAAAAUCCUUGCCCGCUUAAUCCUAGAUGACCCCCUGAUUCCUUUGCUGAACAGGGAUGCACAGCCAACUGCAAUGGUUGCAACUCAUAACUCCCCGGCCUUGAGUAAUGUGGUAAUUCCAACCAAACCAAAGGGAAGUGGGAAGUUGAAUAGCGAGCCUAGCUCGUCCAAACAUGGUAGCGAGCCUAGCUCGUCCAAACAUGGUGAAGAACUGAUGAGAAAGAAUGCAGACCUGGAAAGGCAGUUUCGGGACGUACAGAAAUCCAUUGACGAGCUGAAAAGCCCUAGGUCGGUUAGCUUUAUACUGUCAGAAGACUUCCAGUCGUCCAAGCGACGAGCUGAUGACAAACAGAGCAAAAGCAAUGAACAACCACCGAGCAGAGAGGAAAAGAAAAAGCAGAAAGUCAGUGAGCAAUGGGGGAAGCCAGUUGAAUUCCCGAAAUAUGCUAACUACAUCCCUCUGACCUUGCCAAGGUCUCAAAUUCUGGCACAAAUCCAGCAUUGGAUUAGAAGACCCCCACCCCGGUUGUAUGAUUCUCCAAGAGCAGACAAGAGCAAGCAUUGUGACUACCAUCGUGUAUACGGUUACAAUACAAAAGAUUGUCAACACUUAAAGGACGAGCUGGAGUUCCUAGCUCGCAAUGGAAAACUAGAAGGAUAUGUUCAGAAGCUCCAUACCAAGCAACCAACUCAAAAUCACUUUGUACAAGGGUAUGACCGACCUCAAGGGCAGAGACCUUUGAAGCGGCCAUUCGAGGAGGUAGAGUGGGAGAAUGCGCCUAUUACAUUCAGGCCGGUAGAUUACAAGCGAGCAGAAGGAGAGCCUGACAUUAUGAUGCCCCAUGCAGAUCUUUUCGUUGCAACAGUUCAUAUAGGUAAUCACAAUAUCAACAAGGUGUUUAUCGAUACUGGUAGCUCGCUAAAUAUCUUAUACUGGAGCUGUUUUCAAAAGAUGCAACUGAAUCCGAGCUUGCUGCAGAAGUAUGAAGGGCCCGUAUAUGGUUUUGACAACCAGCUCGUCCCGGUUGAGGGAGUUAUUACCCUUCCCAUAUAUGUGGGCUCAGAACCACGCUUUAGGAUGGCUUCUGUUGACUUUCUAGUUGUCAAGAUGGAAUCGGCUUUUAACGCUAUAUUAGGAAGAGCUACCUUGUGCGAGCUGAAGGCUGUUAUUUCACAACCCCAUCUCUAUAUGAAAUUCCCAACUCCUCAGGGGGUUCAGUUGCUGUUGGAUGACCAGGAGAAAACAGCUUUUUAUGUUGGUGACGCAAUCUACUGCUAUGUCAUGAUGCCAUUUGGCUUAAAAAAUGCUGGCGCUACAUAUCAGAAGCUGGUGCAAAUCAUCUUUAAGCUCCAGAUCGGCAAGAACAUAGAAGUAUAUGUAGAUGACAUGAUAGUCACCAAUGUACGAGCUGAAGAUCACAUAAACGACCUGAGUGAGAUGUUUCAAAACUUGCGCCGAGCCCAGAUGAAGCUGAAUCCCUUGAAGUGCACGUUCGUUGUAGAAUUAGGAAAAUUCCUAAGGUACGUGGUAUCCAAGAAAGGAAUUGAAGUGAACCCAGAGAAGGUUCUUGUCGUUCAGCAGAUGGAGCCUCCCAAGACUGUAAAGGAUGUGCAGCGCUUGACAAGUCGUGUAGCCGCGUUGCACAGGUUCAUAGCCAGGGGAGAGUUUAUACCUGAACCUGGGGUUACAGAAGAGGCAGUGAGCUCAGUUUUGCUCAGGGAAGAGAAUAAGAAUCAGAAGCCUAUCUGCUAUGUGAGCAAGGUUUUACAAGGCGCCGAACAGAACUACCCACUAGCAGAAAAGACUGCUUUUGCCCUGAAACCCGAACUCUCUGGUCGACUUAUCGAGUGGAGUGUCGAGUUGAGUGAAUACGACCUCAAAUUUCAGCCGCGCACAACCAUAAAAGGCCAAGCCAUUGCAGACUUUCUGGUGGAGUGCAUCUCGGUGACUGAGGAAGAAAAGGCACCCGAGCACCCAGUCUGGGUUUUGUAUGUUGAUGGAGCUGCUAACAUUGAAGGAUUAGAAUAUGAAGCCCUCAUUUACGGAUUGAAGCUGGCGUCCGAGCUGAAGGAUUUGUUUCCUUCCAAAUCGACAAAAUACCAAGAGCAGAUAACCACCGAGCAGGCGAGCUGUCAAAGCUGGCCUCCUCGCAGGACCUUAACCAUGGUUUUUAAAAUCGGACCGGUGAUUGAACCGAUUUACUCAUUGGUUCUCGGUUUGGCUGGUCCGACUGGUUCAACCGAUCGGCCAGCAGACUUUUCAGUGGAGAAACAGAUUUCGUCCAACUCACCGGUAGCACCCUCGGUUGGACACGACGGUGAAGGCCUCUGGUGGUGGGUCAAGAAUGUGCGUCAGUGGUGCCAUCCAGCCUGGAACAAUUUGCCCGACGGGUUUGUCGGGCCGUCCGGGCGGGAUGGGCGGAACGAGUUCUCCGGGUUUGGAUGGGCCAACCGUCCAAACGAGCCUGGGUAUCAACCCAGCCCGUUUCAUGCUCUGGGCGGUGGUCGGACCGGCUGGUCCGGUCUGGGUUUCAAAACACUGACCUUAACCCUCAAAGAUCAACAAUUGUCGAGGUGCUGGACGCCCCAAGCUACACCGAUUUCACAAUCAAGUGUCAGGGAAAUGCUCUCAUCACUCUCAUCUCCUUGGCCUUUUGCACAGUGGGGAGUCGAUUUGCUCGGCCCUUUUAUCAAAGGCAAAGGAGGUUGCACUUACCUCAUUGUUGCGGUAGAUUACUUCACCAAAUGGAUAGAAGCUAAACCAUUGUCCACGACAAUAAAAAAGAAAAUAGAAGAAUUCCUGUUCAAUUCGAUAUUAUACAGGUUCGGUAUUCCUAAGCGGAUCAUUGCUGACAAUGGUCCGCAGGUCCGAGUCGCGGCACUGAGGUCGUUCUGCAACGACUAUGGCAUUGAGCUCGCCUUAACAUCUGUGUAUACUCCACAAUCUAAUGGACAAGCCGAGUCCGCCAACAAGAUCGUUUUGCGAGGCCUCAAGACGCGUGUUUUGGCUGCACAUUCUAAUUGGGUUGACGAGUUCAAUAAAGUCCUGUGGUUUUGUCGCACUACACCCAGCUCAGCCACAGGGGAAACCCCAUUCAGCCUUGCUUAUGGAGCUGAGGCCGUUAUCCUUGUAGAGGUCGGAUUGCCAUUUGAUAGAGCAGAUCGGCACAGCGAUGAUCACAAUGAGCAACUUUUAAGGGAAAACCUACACCUUGUGGAAAAGGUCAGAAAAAUGGCUCGAAUAAGAAACAUGGCGCAUCAAAGCCGUGUAGCAAAAUUCUAUAAUAAAAGAGUUUGAGCUCGUCAGUUUCAGGUCGGCGAUCUAGUUUUACGCAAAGCUGGAUUAACCAAUACUUAUUCACACAUGGGCAAGCUCGCUCCCAAUUGGGAAGGUCCCUAUAUGGUUGUUCAAAUUAAACGACCUAGAUCUUA
Messenger RNA from Rubroshorea leprosula, 4507 nucleotides. The record is from the annotation of a GenBank genome assembly. NCBI's taxonomy places the organism in Eukaryota, Viridiplantae, Streptophyta, Magnoliopsida, Malvales, Dipterocarpaceae.